UAAAAUUUUCAACUGCACUUAAGAAAAUCUUAUCGUAAUUACAUUGUGGCAGUACUCAAAUCUUAAAAAGUAUACGAUGAUUUACAUUCUUUAGAUUUCUGUAAAUUAUUGUGUCGAAGGAGAACUGUAUUCUCAUUAGGCUACCAUGACUUUCGUCUUCUCAAAAUCGUAAAAUAUGGGUAUCUGUGGCAAGCGAGCUCGCUGGCAGUUAAUUUCAACCUUGGAAGUGUCCAUUAUGUCCCUUACUCAUGGUAUUUCUCUGGGAUGGCUAUCGCCCAAUCUGCCAAUCCUUUCUUCCAGCGACAGUCCCAUGGGUAAACCACUCACAAUUGAAGAUGUCAUGUGGAUUGGUUCAUUACUUGGAGUCGGCUCUUUGCUUACCAAUAUGACGAUCUGCUUCAUGAUUUUUUUUGGACUAAAGAAGUGCAUGUAUAUUGUUGCUAUACCCAACAUAAUUCAUUGGAUCCUUAUCUGGGUAGCAGACAAUGCAUACUAUCUGUAUGUGGCACGUGCCCUGCUGGGAAUAUCUGGCGGCAUUCUUGUGGUGUGCUUUCCCAUAUUUAUCGCCGAAAUUUCUGAUACUAACGUUCGUGGCACUCUAACGGCAAUUUUUAUGCUGGCUCUCUGCGGAGGCGUUACAGUAGGAUUUGUGCUGGUUUUUUUCGUCCCCUUCUAUAUCCUUCCUUGCGUCGUUGUUAUCCUGCCCCUUAUGUAUAUGAUUUUGCUAAUAUUCCUUCCGGAGUCACCACAAUAUUUGCUAAAACGGGGCGACGAAGAAAAAUCUAAAAGUUCGUUCUUCUUCUAUAAGAAUUUAAAAGACGACCCUGAAAAUGAAGCCGAAGCUAAUAAGCAAUUUGAGACUUUUCGAGAUAGAAUUAUAAGCGGGGGUAUUACGGAAAAGAUAACCUGCCGGGACUUCUGUAACAGUGUCGCGUUAAAGGCGUUUGGGCUGAUUGCUGUGCUGCUCAUUUGCAACCAGAUGUCGGGAUCCUUUGCCAUUUUUAAUUACACGGCUAGCAUCUUCAAAGAACUCGGCAGCACUAUUAAGCCAGAGAUAUGCGCCAUGAUAAUGGGAUUGGUGCAGCUUUUUGGCUUAGUCUCUGCCGUUUUCCUGGUGGAUCGAGUUGGUCGCAAGUUGCUGCUAAUUCCCACACUGGCUGGAAUGGGUCUAUGUGAGCUAGGUGUGGGUCUGCUAAAAUUCUUUGCCUCAGAGGAGUUUCUGAACGCCCACAGCUGGAUUGGGCUGGUUCUACUGUGCUGCGUAGCGUUCCUGUCAUCGGCGGGAAUAAUCGCUCUGACUUUUGUCAUCAUCGUCGAACUGCUGCCAGUGAAGAUUCGCGCACCUGGCACCUCCUUGAGCAUGUGUGGACUCAGUUGUGCGGUAUUCGUGGCACUCCUGACCUUCCCACCCGUGAUUCACUAUUACGGAUUGGCUGUGGCAAUGUUCAUGGCGUCGGCCUUCUGCUUUGUGGGCAUGACUAUAAUGGGCUUCCUUUUGCCAGAGACAAGAGAUAAGAGUUUAAUGCACUGAACUGUUCAAGCUUCUCCGAAGAUUCAAUGUCUAGACAAGGGAUAUCCUUCUACCCAAACCAAAUUUCUGUUAAGCAACGCACCAAAUAUAAAUGAACUUCAAAGCAUUUAAAUGAUGUUAUUAUCAAAAUACCCCCGUUUCCGCAUUUUGUUUUACCAUCAUGAUCUACCUUUGGAUCCAUUUGUUCUAUUUGUAUUUUUUUAUUU
Molecule: messenger RNA, 1737 nt
Organism: Drosophila ficusphila
Lineage: Eukaryota; Metazoa; Arthropoda; Insecta; Diptera; Drosophilidae
Product: facilitated trehalose transporter Tret1
Biological process (GO): transmembrane transport
Cellular component (GO): membrane
Molecular function (GO): transmembrane transporter activity
Source: RefSeq, a predicted model, not a curated record